GAGGUGAGGGGGGAGAGGGGGGGGGGGUGUAACGUGAUAAUAUAAACGGACGGCAGCUGACCGUCAGGGCCGCAGAUGGAGCCGGGGACGUCGCGUGAUGCUCCUGCCGGCUCGGAGCUCCUUAGACCCAGCGGUCUGCGGGAGGAGACCCCGGGAGAGGAGGCGAGAGACGGAGAGGAGAGACCCGGGAGACCCGGGAUGCUGAGGAGGAGAGGACCGGCCAGAGACACCGAGGAGGAGGAGGAGGAGCAGACUACUACCGGAGGAGAAGAAGGAGAAGAUGAUGGAAAACACGAGGAGGAGCUGGACCCCAGAAUACAGGAGGAGCUGGAGCAUCUCAACCAGGCCAGUGAGGAGAUCAACAAGCUGGAGCUGCAGCUGGAUGAGGCCAGGUCCAGCUACAGGAGGAUCCUCACCGACUCUGCCAGGAAGCUGAAUGCUCAGGGCUCCCAGCUCGGUGCCUGCAUUGAGAAAGCGAGGCCGUACUAUGAAGCCCGCAGACUGGCCAAAGAGGCUCAACAGGAGACCCAGAAGGCAGCUCUGAGAUAUGAGCGGGCCGUGUCCAUGCACACUGCUGCCAGAGAGAUGGUCUACGUGGCGGAGCAGGGCCUCCUGGCCGACAGGAACACCAUGGACCCGACCUGGCAGGAGAUGCUUAACCACGCCACGUCUAAGGUGAACGAGGCGGAGGAGGAGCGCCUCCGCAGCGAGCGUGAGCACCAGCGCGUCACGCAGCUCUGCCAGGAGGCCGAGGCUCGAGUCCAGACUCUCCAGAAAGCCCUGAAGAAGGUCAUCCUCAAAUCCAAACCUUACUUUGAACUCAAGGCUCAGUUCAAUCACAUUCUGGAGGAACACAAGGCCAGAGUCGUACAGCUGGAGGAGCGGGUGGCGAAGGUAAAGACGGCGUACUCUGUGGCCCUGCGGAACCUGGAGCAGAUCAGCGAGCAGAUUCACACACAGAGGGGACGAAUGAGGGCCAGCAGGGGGUGUCCGGCGGUCUGCGGGGGGCGGAGCUCCCCCGUAGGCGCCGAGGCCGAGGUCAGAGCCACCGUCGGGGUUCGCACCGGGAGCAGCUGCGCGGGAGUCGGCGGGAUUAGAGAGCAACUGGGGCGGACGGUCGAGAAAACCAGGCUGUGGGUGGAGAGGCACAGAGAGAGCGGCUGGGGCCAGAGGGAGCGGCAGGAGGCGGAGCAGGGCGGCUCAGACUGCAUGUCCGUCAUCAGCCUGCAGACCAUCGCCUCCGACCUGGAGAAGUGUGACUCGUGGGAGCACCUGGGUGAGCUGAGCGACGUCGGAGCGUGCUGGGCGAGGAGUGGGACCCGCGGCAGGAAGCCUGACGAGAGGCCGGUCAGCAGGGAGGUGGUGACCGAGGGGCCCCAGCAGGAGAAGGGAGCCGUUAGUAAAGAGAAGCAGGAGAGCUUCAUCAAACAGCACCACAGAAGUGUUAGUCUAUGAUGCUCAGCAGGAGGAGGAAGAUGAUGAGGAUCAUGGUGAGGGAUCAGAGAGGACAUCAGAGAGGACAUCAGAGAGGACAUCAGAGAGGACAUCAGAGGGGAGAGAGGAAGCACUCUGACUGAAAGGUGGUAGACGAGCUUGCAGGAAUGCUGACAGUGACUGACACGGCGCUGCCCGGUCACUGCCGUCAGGAAUAGCAAGAAGUGUUGGCAGGUACGCCGGCCACACACUAAUGAACCUCUACGUGACCAGCAAUUAACAGACAGAGCAGUCCUGCAGAGAGCGCUGACCUCCCCUCAGGUGCACCGAUCCAGUCUGUUGCUCCGCACGCUGAAACGAAAGUGCAUGAAACCAUCAGCAGGCUGAGGAUAACUGAUCACUGUAGCAUAACAAACAAGCAGUCUACAAACACAUGCCUCUGGUUUUUAACGUCACUGCAGACCAUUUCAACAAGUUGUUUUCUGUGUUUAUGCUUUAGUGAUGGACGAACGGGCCUCUUGUCUGAAGGGUAAUUCCAGUUACUUUUGUUUGUUCAUCCUUUUCUCUCAGUUA
Messenger RNA from Sebastes umbrosus (honeycomb rockfish), 2007 nucleotides. It is a transcript of the gene sh3bp5lb, whose product is annotated as SH3-binding domain protein 5-like, b. The record is from RefSeq and is a predicted model, not a curated record. Gene Ontology annotation, biological process: negative regulation of protein tyrosine kinase activity; intracellular signal transduction. Gene Ontology annotation, cellular component: cytoplasm. Gene Ontology annotation, molecular function: protein kinase inhibitor activity. NCBI's taxonomy places the organism in Eukaryota, Metazoa, Chordata, Actinopteri, Perciformes, Sebastidae.